This is a messenger RNA of Dichotomopilus funicola, 543 nucleotides long. RefSeq lists its product as uncharacterized. The record is from RefSeq and is a predicted model, not a curated record. The coding region runs from base 1 to 543 and encodes 180 amino acids. Lineage: Eukaryota; Fungi; Ascomycota; Sordariomycetes; Sordariales; Chaetomiaceae. The transcript has a single exon.
AUGGAUUCGGCUUCGAGGAUUUUCGCCCGCGGCGACGACAAGAAGGACAGUGUGUCGGUUGUCAACCUCCUAAUUGCUCUUCUUGUCCUUGUUUUUGUCGGUCUUGUCUCGUUUGCGCUUCUUGUCCUGCUGCGGCGGAGGCGGAGGCAGCAGCGCAUGAUGAGCGAGACGCUGCCCCAGUACCAGGACGUCAAGCGAACUGGAAACCACCGACGGCUCACGAUUCAGACCGGCAAUGCCAACGGCCGGUCAAGUAUCAUCGUUGUCGACCAGAAAGGUCAGCCCAUGCUUGCGAACCCUUCUUCGCCGCCUCACUCCCCCGACAACGUUCCUGAGAUCCACAUCACCUUCCCAGACGAGCAAGACGACCAGGGCCGGCCGAAGAGUGGCCGGGUGGUUGUUGUCCGGGUUGGCGAGACCAGCGUCGGGCUUGAGCCGCUGCAUGACGAGCAGCUCCCGGCGUACGAGAAGGAGAGCAGCACACAGUUUUACUCCAUCGACAUGGACAAGAUUGGCGGCCUGAAGGAGAAGGAAUACCAUUAA